Messenger RNA from Nylanderia fulva, 952 nucleotides. RefSeq names its product lysM and putative peptidoglycan-binding domain-containing protein 4. The record is from RefSeq and is a predicted model, not a curated record. Lineage: Eukaryota; Metazoa; Arthropoda; Insecta; Hymenoptera; Formicidae.
UAUAUAUUUGAUGAAUAUAGUACGAUUUUCGCAUUAGGUUAGAUGUGAAUAUCUGUCAUAAUGCUAAUAUUGUGACAAUAUAUUUUUUAAAUAUUUAUAUGCAGAUAUGAUACGCGAAUAAACAUUUUUGUUAAAAAGUAUAUUGGACGUCAAGCAUUAUCACACUAUGCCGCAAAAAUUAAUGAACUUAAUGUUCGACGAUCAGAAAAAUACCAGGCAGAUGAUCCAUCAGCGUGGAAGGGAAAGUUCUCCGCAUUAUGUAUUUUUACAUUCGGAUGACGAGAAUAGUACAGAUGAGGAGAAUAUCUCUUUACAAAUUAUUAAAAAAUCCACAUCAUCACGUCGCAAAAUCCAGGUGAUCAAUGUACAAAUAAAACCUGAUGAUACCUUGCAGGCAUUGGCUCUUCGAUAUAGAUGUACAAUAUCUGAAUUGAAACAUAUUAAUAAAAUUGACAAAGAGAAUGAGAUAUAUGCAAAGCCUUAUAUUAAGGUUCCUGUACAACCAUUUUCUAUCUUAACUGAGACAUUGCCUGAAAACCAAGAUAAGAAUGUUAUUACAUCUACACAAAGCCAAGAAAAAUUCCCUGCAAGAAAGGAAGAACAGUUAAUAGACUUUGAUACUGUAUCGACCACAGAAUCCUCAAACAUGGAAAUUAAUGCUAUUAUAUUAAAUUCGGUAUGUGAACCUUUAUCAUCUUAUAAUAGUGCCAAUUCCUCUGAAAUUCCACAUACAGAACAUGAUCGAUUACUUAAUGAUACAGAAGAUACAGAAAUAACAGAAUCUUGUGAAACAGAUAUAUUUAAAUGUUCUGGAGACAAUUGGGGAUUAUCUUGGAUGCAACUUCUUAUAUUUUCAUUAUUGUUAAGUUUGCAGGACCUAUUAUAAUAUAUAUACUUUAUAUAGCCGAAUAUUCAACAACGAAAGGAAAUAUAACUAUAAGUAAUUGAUAUU